This is a messenger RNA of Salmo salar (Atlantic salmon), 9887 nucleotides long. RefSeq names its product beta-2 adrenergic receptor. Gene Ontology annotation, biological process: norepinephrine-epinephrine-mediated vasodilation involved in regulation of systemic arterial blood pressure; adenylate cyclase-activating adrenergic receptor signaling pathway; positive regulation of MAPK cascade. NCBI's taxonomy places the organism in Eukaryota, Metazoa, Chordata, Actinopteri, Salmoniformes, Salmonidae. Gene Ontology annotation, cellular component: plasma membrane. The record is from RefSeq and is a predicted model, not a curated record. Gene Ontology annotation, molecular function: norepinephrine binding; beta2-adrenergic receptor activity.
CAGAAACACUGCACGGCAAGCUGACUGUGUGGGGGAGAGAGUGAGACACAGUAAUAAGAGAGAGAGACAGAGACAGAGAGAGCGAGUGAAAUAGUGAAAUAGAGGGGGAGCUGACUGAAUAAUGUGGGAAACUAGACACUGAGGAACUACCCGAACCCGAAGAAGACUUUUAUGACAACGUUUAUGGGAGGCCAGGACAGGGACCACAACCUGUGGAGACCAUGGGCAGCCCCACCCCCCCUGUGCCUUCCCUCAACGUCACCGAGUCAGCUAACACAUCAUGGGCCGAGGCGGCUGGCGGCGAGCCCGGUUACAGCGAGGUGGAAAUGGUCCUCCUAGGCAUGUUGAUGUCACUGCUGGUCGUAGGCAUCGUGUUCGGCAACAUCCUCGUCAUCAUAGCCAUCUACCGGUUCCAGAGACUGCAGAACAUCACCAACUGCUUCAUCACCUCUCUGGCCUGUGCCGACCUGGUCAUGGGUCUCAUCGUGGUGCCGUUCGGCGCCUGUUACAUCAUCUUCAACACCUGGCACUUUGGCAGCUUCUGGUGUGAGUUCUGGACCGCCACUGACGUGUUGUGUGUGACGGCCAGCAUCGAGACGCUCUGCGUGAUAGCGCUGGACCGUUACCUGGCCAUAACCUCUCCGUUCCGCUACCAGUCUCUGCUGACCAAGUGUAAGGCGCGCGUGGUGGUCCUGCUGGUGUGGGUGAUCGCUGGACUCAUCUCCUUCUUACCCAUCCACAUGAAGUGGUGGAUCAGUGACGACGCGAAGGCGAAGGCCUGCAUCCAGAACAGCAACUGCUGUGACUUCAACACCAACACAGCCUACGCCAUCACCUCCUCCAUCAUCUCCUUCUACAUCCCUUUAGUCGUCAUGGUGUUUGUCUACAGCCGCGUGUUUCAGGAGGCCAAGCAGCAACUACGCAAGAUUGAUCGCAGCGAGGGGCGCUUCCACGCCCAUAACAACAACAUGGCAGGAGGAGGAGGAGGAGGAGGAGGAGGAGGGGUGGAGAGUAACAACGAGAGCCGAGGAGUUGGAGGAGGCUUCAGGAAGACCAAGUUCUGCCUGCGGGAACACAAGGCCCUGAAGACCCUCGGGAUCAUCAUGGGGAUCUUCACGCUGUGCUGGCUACCCUUCUUCGUCCUCAACGUGGUGGAAGCCAUCUGGAAGGUAGGGGACAUCGGACUCGCCUUGAGGAUACUCAACUGGAUCGGUUACGCCAACUCUGCAUUCAACCCCUUGAUCUACUGCAGGAGCCCUGAGUUCAGAUACGCAUUCAAGGAGAUUCUGUGCAUCAAGAAGGUCCGGUUCCCCAACAUAGGGCCUACUAAUGGAUACGUGUACAGUGCGCACAGCUGGCAGAGUGAGCAGCAGGGAGGGAGGAGUAAAGGGAGCUCAGAGGACAGGGAGGACAGUGACCCAGCUGCAGAUGGGUGCUCGGGGAGGGGAGAGGCCGGUGGGCGUGGAGCUGCAGACAGAACGGACCCGAACGGGAACUGCAGUAAAGGGUUAACGACUGUACUUUAACCCCUCACCUUUGAUCUUUGGAACAGACAGACAUAUUUCACUGCCAUCGGCCAUUGUCACUUCACCAAGUCACUGAGAUAAGACUGGAUGGAUGGAUAGAGGGUGAAUGGUGAGUGGAUAACAUGAGUGGGACUUGUUAGAUUUAGGUCAGGAGAGGAAUUUGGUUCUUUUUUACCAGUUGGUUUGAUAAGUAGAUCACUAUGUUUUGAUAUGUUCAUUUAGAGAGAGAUCAUGUAGAUUGUUCCAUCUACCUCACCGUGUCAAUUGAGAUGUCUUUAUUUUCUUACCAUGUUUUAUCUAUAUCUGUCACAUUGAUUCACUGAACACAGAAACCAGACUGGCUCAUAACUCCACAAGAUUGUUUUAAUUGUAAUACUCUUCAUGACUAUAGCAUCUCCUUAGAGGGUGGACAACACAAAACAUGUGAUGGGUUCGAUUCUCGCUGGUGCGUGAAAUGAAAGUGAAAUGUAUGAACACUUGACUGUAAGCCGCUUUUUGAUAAAAGCGUCUGCUGAAUGGCAUAUAUUAUUAUGAAUAUUUAGAGAGAGAGAGAGAGACACUUUACUGCUGAGACACACAUGGACCAUGUUCCAUUUGUUUUCCCAUUAACCAUUUUCUUGAGUUUCACACAAGAUAUAAACAUUUUUCAACAUCAGUGGAAUUCAUGCAGAUAAAAACACAGUGCAAAAAAUGACAAAAAAAAACAGCCAACAUCUUUAGAGAACAGAGUUCUUUUCUGCUCAUAAUUCCUCUGGCUUCGUGAGAUAUGAGAAUGACCCAGGGGAAUGGUGACAGGUGUGGUAGAACCUGUCGAAACCUCACUCCUCAAAACCUCACUCCUCAAAACCUCCCUUCUCAAAACCUCCCUUCUCAAAACCUCCCAUCUCAAAACAUCCCUUGUCAAAUCCUCCCUUCUCAAAACCUCACUCCUCAAAACCUCCCUUCUCAAAUUCUCCCAUCUCAAAACCUCCCUUCUCAAAACCUCACUCCUCAAAACCUCUCUUCUCAAAAUCUCCCUUCUCAAAACCUCACACCUCAAAACCUCACAUCUCAAAACCUCCCUUCUCAAAACCUCACUUCUCAAAACCUCACUCCUCAACCCCUGUCAAAACCUCACUCCUCAAAACCUCACUCCUCAAAACCUCCCUUCUCAAAACUUCACUCCUCAAAACCUCACGCCUCAAAACCUCACGCCUCAAAACCUCCCUUCUCAAAACCUCCCUUCUCAAAACCUCACUCUUGAAAACUUCACUCUUGAAAACUUCACUCCUCUAAACCUCACUCCUCAAAACCUCCCUUCUCAAAUACUCCCGUCUCAAAACUUCCCUUCUCAAAAUCUCACUCCUCAAAACUUCACUCCUCAACAUCUCACUUCUCAAAAUCUCACUCCUCAAAUUCUCCCUUCUCCAAACCUGACUCCUCAAAAUCUCCCUUCUCAAAACCUCCCUUCUCAAAUCUCCCUUCUCAAAACCUCCCUUCUCAAAACCUCCCUUCUCAAAACCUCACUCCGCAAACCUCACUCCCCAAACCUCCCUUCUCAAAACCUCCCUUCUCAAAUCUCCCUUCUCAAAACCUCUCUUCUCAAAAUUCUCACUCCUCAAAACCUCACUCCUCAAAACCUCCCUUAUCAAAACCUCACUUCUCAAAACCUCACUCCUCAAAAUCUCCCUUCUCAAAACCUCCCUUCUCAAAACCUCCCUUCUCAAAACCUCCUUUCUCAAAACCUCACUCCUCAAAACCUCACUCCUCAAACCUCACUCCUCAAAACCUCCCUUCUCAAAACCUCCCUCCUCAAAACCUCACUCUUCAAAACCUCACUCCUCUAAACCUCACUCCUCAAAAUCUCCCUUCUCAAAACCUCACUCCUCAAAACCUCACUCCAUAAACCUCCCGUCUCAAAACCUCCCUUCUCAAAAUCUCACUCCUCAAAACUUCACUCCUCAAAACCUCCCUUCUCAAAAUCUCCCUUCUCAAAACCUCACUCCUCAAAAUCUCCCUUCUCAAAACUUCACUCCUCAAAACUUCACUCCUCAAAACUUCACUCCUCAAAACCUCCCAUCUCAAAACCUCCCUUCUCAAAACCUCCCUUCUCAAAACCUCACUCCUCAAAUUCUCACUCCCCAAACCUCCCUUCUCAAAACCUCCCUUCUCAAAAUCUCACUCCUGAAAACUUCACUCCUCAACACCUCACUUCUCAAAAUUCUCACUCCUCAAAUUCUCCCUUCUCCAAACCUCACUCCUCAAAACCUCCCUUCUCAAAACCUCCCUUCUCAAAACCUCCCUUCUCAAAACCUCACUCCUCAAAACCUCACUCCUCAAAACCUCACUCCUCAAAAACUCCCUUCUCAAAACCUCACUCCUCAAAACCUCACUCCUCAAAAUCUCCCUUCUCAAAUCUCCCUUCUCAAAACCUCCCUUCUCAAAUCUCCCUUCUCAAAACCUCCCUUCUCAAACAUGCUGGCAAUGUUCUCUUCAGAAGACACAGCUUCCUUCUCUCCACAUUAAUAUUUAUUGCUAGUUAAUUAAGGGGGAGUUUUCAGAUAUUAUCGGAGGUAUUACAUUCAUAGAAUAUUUACAAUAGCUUUGAUGUAGAGAGUUGGGGGAAACGAACACUUGCCUCAGGGUGCCUGUUGAGAAACAGAAUUGUCUUGUGCUGUGCGAUUCCUUUUGAUAAGUCAAUGAUAUGAGUCACAAAUAUGGUUAUUGUUUGAUGUUGUUGCAAAAUAGCGGUCGUAAGUUAUGACUUUAGUGGCUUCAAUAACUUUUCAAAGCCUGUGUGAUUUGGGCACUACAGUCUUGAGGUUGGAGUACCUCUAGGCAGCACCAUAUGCCUUAUCUCUGGUGUACUAUACGUCUUUAUGUGUAGGGUUGGACACACAAGGCUUUUGCAUUCAUCGACAUGAUAAUCAAUUGAUAAUCGGUGCUGUGCCACACUUUCCCAAGCCUUAUUGAUCUGACCCCAGUGUCACAUCAGCCCUUCCGUCACCUCUCGUCAACUAUCUGCUCUAUCUUUACCCUUCUACACAGUAGUCCAUUUCCUCUCCCAGGUCUCCCGGUGUUGCUAGCAGAAGUCAGUGGUUGGUCUGCGGUUUGUUGACUGGAUCUGUCGUUGUCGUUCUGUGAAGUAGCCUGGUUUACUGAGAGCAGAGUCAAUAGUUUCCUCAGUGAUUGGAGGGAAGGGUACAGACUGACUCCAUGGAAUAACAAACAGUCUGUGGAACCAGGCCAGAGAUAACAGUGUCCCUGUCUCCUGCCCUAGAGGUGCUGCUUACAGGACCUAGGCAGGCUGCGUCGGAAAUUACACACUAUUCCCUAUCUAGUGCACUACUUUUGACCAGGGUCCUAUGCGGUCAACCAGUAAAUAUGAAUGAGACAACAGGUGGACUGAGAUGAGAUUGAGAUGUUUCUAAUCAGGAUGUGAUCGCUGGUGGGUCUUUGGAUCUCAGUGAAGUUUUCCAGAGUUUUUCCAAAGUAAACGGAAGUCUGGAUCGUUCAGGAAAUCUGCGCAAUGAUCUAACAAGACACUGACCUGGUUCUACAGAUGUUGAUGACGUCUCUCUCUCUCUCUCUCUCUCUCUCUCUCUCUCUCUCUCUGGAAAUUCCUGUGUUGUUGCAGGGCUGAGUCCUGUCCAGGCCGAUAAACAGGGGAUAAAUCCAUUAUCUCUGCUGUUUAGCCGGGGAAUCAGACGACCCCCUCCCUUCUAAACAACAGCUGCAGGCAAGGAGCAAUCUCAAGAUUAGGAUGUGUAACGUUCCCCCAGUCUGCCAGACCGUUAGCAGGAGGAACACAGGGCUCAAGUCUCUAAUGGCACAUCUAUUCCCCACACUCCUCAAGUGUCGGUGGCUGUGUCCUAAAUGAUACAUGAGUUUACUCACCAUAAGGGAAGUACUUUUGACCAGUGCCAUACUGUAUGGUGUAUGUUCACUAUCGGCUUCUGUCAACAGUAGUGCACAAUAUAGUGCAUAGGGGUAUGAGUCAGCCACUUGAAGAGAGGCAAAACAACAUUUAUUAGAGGUGUUGUUUUGGAUGUAACACCCCUUCCUCUGAUCAGCCAGGCAGCUCUAUGAUCUACAGCUUGAUCACACUGCAGAUGCGAAAGGAGAGAGUAGGCAAAUUUUAGCAAAGGCAUUGUUUUUGACAUAGCCCUAACCACUUCCCCUAGCUGUUUAAGACAUAGCCCCGACCACUUCCCCUAGCUGUAAACAGUCUUGUGAUCAACAGUGUGCUAUGACAAUAGUAGCACCACGCUAAAUGUAGCUACUGUUGGCCAGGAUUUUUUUGACUUGUCUAAAACAGUUUUAGUGGCCUGUGUGUCGUGGCUUUCCGUCUCAAGUGUCGUCAACUAAUGGUGUUGAAACUGUGAACCUUGUUCUUUUGGAUGAAUCUCUUUGUCCUGUAGCUUUGGCCGGCACCAAUUGUUGUCAAAAGCCCUGCAGCACAAAAAAUAAGUCAAUAUGGGUCAAUGUGUGAUAGAAAAUAAAUACCGUUUUUUAUUGGACUUUGUUUUUUUAUUCAUAAAUAAAUGAUAAAAAGUAUUCAUUAUUUCAAUGUUCAUUGUCAUGUUGAAUGUGCAAAUCUAGUAACCAUCUCCCUACUUUUGCAGCAGCAGCCUACAAAAACUGAAAAUUAUACAGAAAAGACACACACAUUGAAAAGAAAACAUGGUUUUAGACUUGGACAUAAAGAACCCACAUUUGAAUAAAUGCAAAUGCAGAGGGUAUGCAUUCCCCUGUAAAAGCCUGCAUGUGUGCUCUGUGUUUGUUUGUGUGUAUUGGACAUUUCAGUGCCGUUUCUUUAAUGCUGUGGUCUUUUGUGUCAAAAAAGGAAAAAAAGAAAAGCUUCUAAAGAGGAACAUCUAGCAUAAACCGGACAUCUACACUGAUCUCUCCUGGUCAUCUACUCUGCUCCCUCCUAGUCCUCUCCUGGACAUCUACUCUGCUCCCCCUGGUCCUCUCCUGGUCAUCUACUCUGCUCCCUCCUAGUCCUCUCCUGGACAUCUACUCUGCUCCCCCUGGUCCUCUCCUGGACAUCUACUCUGCUCCCUCCUAGUCCUCUCCUGGACAUCUACUCUGCUCCCUCCUAGUCCUCUCCUGGACAUCUAAUCUGCUCCCUCCUAGUCCUCUCCUGGACAUCUACUCUGGUCCCCUUGGUCCUCUCCUGGACAUCUACACUGCUCCCUCCUAGUCCUCUCCUGGACAUCUACUCUGGUCCCCUUGGUCCUCUCCUGGACAUCUACACUGCUCCCUCCUAGUCCUCUCCUGGACAUCUACUCUGGUCCCCUUGGUCCUCUCCUGGACAUCUACACUGCUCCCUCCUAGUCCUCUCCUGGACAUCUACUCUGGUCCCCUUGGUCCUCUCCUGGACAUCUACUCUGGUCCCCUUGGUCCUCUCCUGGACAUCUACACUGCUCCCUCCUAGUCCUCUCCUGGACAUCUACUCUGGUCCCCUUGGUCCUCUCCUGGACAUCUACACUGCUCCCGCCUAGUCCUCUCCUGGACAUCUACUCUGGUCCCCUUGGUCCUCUCCUGGACAUCUACUCUGCUCCCUCCUAGUCCUCUCUCUACACUGCUCCCUCCUAGUCCUCUCCUGGACAUCUACUCUGGUCCCCUUGGUCCUCUCCUGGACAUCUACACUGCUCCCUCCUAGUCCUCUCCUGGACAUCUACUCUGGUCCCCUUGGUCCUCUCCUGGACAUCUACUCUGCUCCCUCCUAGUCCUCUCCUGGACAUCUACUCUGCUCCCUCCUAGUCCUCUCCUGGACAUCUACUCUGCUCCCUCCUAGUCCUCUCCUGGACAUCUACUCUGGUCCCCCUGGUCCUCUCCUGGACAUCUACUCUGCUCCCUCCUAGUCCUCUCCUGGACAUCUACACUGCUCCCUCCUAGUCCUCUCCUGGACAUCUACACUGCUCCCUCCUGGUCAUGACCUCUCCCUGCACCUUGGUUCUGUGUGUGUCAAAGUUCAUCAUGGUGUAUGUGUGUGUGGGUGCACAUGUGUGCAUGCUUGCAGGGCCGGCCCUAGCCUUUUGGGCCUCUUCCACCUCACGGGCAAAACAUUUUAGUGGCCCCCCUCUUGACAGUGGAGAGAUUUUUGUAAUUUAAUUAACUGCAAUUCUACACAUUUUGCCAGUGGGGCAUAGAGAAAAUGUAGAAUUAUUUUAUUGAACACGUUUGCUGCACCUCGAGACAUUGGGUGGAGAGAUAAAUGUGCAAUUUUACAGCACAUUUCCUGCAGUUCUACACAAAAACUCUGGAUGCACAACCAAAUUUCGAAAUUACACCUUGUUUAUUGUACUGUUCUAACGCUCAACAUUAACCUGAGACCCUGACUGAGUUCCCAAAAAACUGGUUGCCUAUAUUUCUUAUGCCUAGGGCCGGCCCUGUGUGUGUUUCCUGAAUAAGGUGGUGUAGUAUAAAAUGUGUGUCUCUAGACAGCCAAACAGAGAGAGAGAGACGAUGUCAUUAUGUGCAAUGAUUCUAGAACCAACUAGCUGACUCUGCAGCGUUCAGCCUAGGACCAUGCAGGGGUGGGGGGUGGGUAGGGGGGGCAUUAGGACCACCCACACAUACACACACACACACACACACACACACACACACACACUUCUACCGACACGAACUGCUAGACAUUAUACACUUAACUACUGCUAAGUUGGUGAAUCAGGUUCCACUACGGUACUAAUCAAAUCAAGGUGAAUAGUUCAUGUCCACAGUUUAGCGGAUGUUAUGAAAUGCUUACGUACAUUACUAGUUCCUAACAAUGCAGUAAAAUGUCAAACAAGUACACAAAUAAUAAUAAAACAUUUAAAAAAAUGUAACAAAAAAAGAUAUCAAGAAUGUCAGGUCAAUUAACAACCCACAUUGCCCUGUUUAAGUAAUCUAGAUGCAAUCUAUACGUAUAUACACCGGAGGAUAUACUAAGAAUGAUAUACUAAGAAUGAUAUACUAAGAAUGAUAUGCGAUGCGCAGCAGUACAUACUGUAUAUUAGUCAGUGGUUGAAAAAGUACCAAAUUGUCAUAUUUGAGUAAAAGUAAAGAUACUGUACCUUAAUUGAAAAUAACUCAAGUAAAACUGAAAGUCACUCAUUAAAUUAAAAUACUGCUAAAAGUCUAAAAGUAUAUGGUUUUAAAUAUACUUCAGUAUCAAAAGUAAAUGUAAUUGGUAAAAUAUACUAAAGUAUCAAAAGUAAAAAUAAAAGUAUAAAUAAUUUCAAAUUCCUUAUAUUAAGCAAACCAGACAGCACCAUUUUCUUGUUUUUAAAAUGUACAGUUAGCUAGGGGCACACUCCAACACUCAGACAUCAUUUACAAACAAGGCAUGUGUGUUUAGUGAAUCAGCCAGAUCAUAGGCACCAGGGAUGACCAGGGAUGUUCUCUUGAUAAAUGCAUGAAUUGAAAAAAAUGUAUGUCCUGCUAAGCAUAAAAAAAUGUAACGAGUACUUUUGUGUGUCAGGGAAAAUGUAUGGAGUAAAAAGUACAUUAUUUUCUUUAGGAAUGUAGUAAAGAAAAAGUUGUCAAAAAUAGAAUAAAGUAUAGAUACCCCCAAAAGCAACUUUUAAGUAAUACUUUAAAGUAUUUUUACCAAGGUACUAUACACUACUGAUAUUACUGAGCUAUGUCAAGAAUCCAGUGUAUAAAUAAAUAUGUGGUUUGUAUAAACAGUGUAACAAAAUACAAAGUACAGUAGUAGAAAUAUCAGAAUGAGCUAUGUCGGGAAUACAGUAUUUAAAUACUCAAUGUGAAACGGGAAACGUCCAGUGGUUCAAUGUAUUUACGACACUGGACAGCAGCGGUGGCUGUUUGUAUGCAUGAGUGUGUGAGUGUAUGUGUUUUGUGAGCAUGAGGGGUGUGAUAGCUUGUGUCAGUGAGUGUGCAUCCCCUGCAGGACAGCUAGUGAUGGCUGUUUAGGUAAUAGAAGCUGUUUUAUUUGUUGUUGUUUUAGUGUACAUAACUGUGUACCUAUGCCAGUGUCUAGUCAUCAAUGUUUAUGCUACCACAGACUAAAUACUCCUAAAUUGCAUCCCAAAUGGCACCCUAUUCCUUACAGGGCCCAUAGGGUUCUCUUCAAAUGUAGUGCACUACACAGGCAAUAGGGUGCAAUUAGAGACAGUUUAGAUGUCACAAUCACACUUCAUACAUCGAAUAGGCCUACCUGUAUCUGUAAGUGAACUUGCUGUGUGGUCUGAAUGGAAGUGCUGUAUCAGUUCAAUGUUUACUAUAUGUUUAUUUUCAAGAUAUUUUGUGCAAGAUUUUGUCACUGUUUUGGUUGGGCUAAGGACCCAUGUUCUAAUGUCCUGUGGUAUUUAUGAAAUGUUCUGAUGACAUUUCUAUUGGAGUAAUAAAUGAUCUAUUUGUUGGAUGUUA